This is a messenger RNA of Physella acuta, 1182 nucleotides long. Its product is annotated as angiotensin-converting enzyme. The record is from RefSeq and is a predicted model, not a curated record. Lineage: Eukaryota; Metazoa; Mollusca; Gastropoda; Physidae. Gene Ontology annotation, biological process: proteolysis. Gene Ontology annotation, cellular component: plasma membrane. Gene Ontology annotation, molecular function: peptidyl-dipeptidase activity; metallopeptidase activity.
CUUAGAUUCAGACCACAAUCCUCGCUGGGCGUGCAAAAGUUUUUACUCCAGGAUUUUGGGUUCGAGGCUAAAGACAUCGCUCAAGUGGUCAGUCACUCCUUCACCAGCUGCAAGAAUCGCUGCCAAGAUCUGCCUGCAAGGUACAACAGUAGUGGACGGUCAUUUGCCAUGAAGCUAGAGGUAUGGCUGCUGUUAUUUGCAUAUGCCAGUCUGGCUACCUGGCAAUCCGAAGCUAGAAAUACUAGUCCGGAGGAGUUCAGUGCUGCAAAACGAAGCGAGAAAGCUGACCCCGUGAAUGAGGUCAAGAGGGCCGAGAAAUGUGGGCUCGCCAAGAACGUCACCUGCAAGACGACUGUGGCCGAGGCGAAGACGUUUCUGCAGGCCUACGACACGAAGGCGGCGCAGGUUCGAAACCGACUGAGCGAGGCAGACUUCACGCACAAGACCAAUAUGACAGACUACAACGCGGAGUUACUGACCGCGGCUGAAGUGGAGAAAGCGAAGUUUGAAAAGGAACAACGGGUGCUGGCCUUGGAAUUUGACGUCACGAAGAUGCCAGACGACAUCCAGCGGCAGUUCCAGUUCAUCAAGAACAUUGGUCCGUCUGCUGAGCAGAACCAAACUAAAGUGGAAAGGCUGAAAAAUGUACAGACCGAGAUAGAGACCAUCUAUAACACCGGGAAGGUCUGUCUUAACAGCUCGUAUUGUCUAGAACUUAGCACAGGCCUGUCAGAACUAAUGGCCAGUUCCAGAGACUACGACCUGCUGUUAAAAGCCUGGAAGGGCUGGAGGGACGUGACGGGGGCGCAGAUGAAGGACAAGUAUGCUGAGUACGUGAGCUUGCUGAACGACGCUGUCAAACCCUCCGGUUACAAGGAUGCCGGCGAAUACUGGAGAUCAUGGUACGAGUCUGCGACCUUCGAACACGAUCUGGCCGAGCUGUUUGCCCAGAUCAAGCCUCUCUAUGAACAGCUGCACGCGUACGUGCGCAGUCACCUGAAGAAGAAAUAUGGCGCCGACAAGUUCCCGACGACUGGACACAUUCCCGCUCAUAUUUUAGGAAAUAUGUGGGGUCAGGCUUGGAAUAGUCUCAUAGACCUGGUCCUGCCCUACCCCGACAAACCUAAGCUGGACGUCACGGAGGAGUUACAGCGACAGGUCGAUGCGUCCAAAGCAGGUUAA